UUAAUUGCCUCAUCACUCACUCAUCAAUCAAUCUCCGCCCAAAUUUCACGCCAUAAAUUCCAUCCCAUUUCUCGUUUUCAGGUAGAUCUUCCUCCAUUGGAGCUCCCAGCUGCGUGCGCCAAUAAACGAUGAAGGUUUCCGUCGUCACUCGCAGCGGCCGCGAGCUCAUCAAGGGAGGCCUUGAGCUCACUGAUUCCCCUACUGUGGCUGAUCUGCAGGAGGCCAUUCACAAGAAGACCAAAAAAUACUACCCGUCCAGGCAGCGGUUGACCCUCCCUGUCCCGUCUGGGUCAAAGGAGAGGCCUACCGUCCUUAACUACAAAAAGAGCCUGAAGGAAUACACCGAGGGGAAUGAGUUAACUGUUGUUUUCAAGGAUCUCGGCACACAAGUUAAUUAUAGCACUCUUUUCUUCUUUGAGUACUUGGGUCCUCUGGUUCUCUAUCCAAUCUUUUAUUACUUCCCUGCUGUAUACAAGAUCUUCGGAUACAAAGGGGAGCGCAUCAUUCACCCGGUUCAGACAUAUGCCAUGUAUUAUUGGUGCUUCCACUACUUCAAACGUAUCAUGGAGACUUUCUUCGUGCACCGUUUCAGCCAUGCAACGUCGCCACUCUCGAAUGUCUUCCGGAACUGCGCUUAUUACUGGACUUUCGGUGCUUGGAUCGCGUAUUAUGUGAACCACCCGCUCUACACGCCUGUGAAUGACCUCCAGAUGAAAAUUGGCUUUGCUUUUGGGGCGCUUUGCCAGGUUUCCAACUUCUAUUGCCACAUUUUGUUGAGAAAUCUUCGGAAAUCUGAUGGAGGCGGCUACCAAAUCCCGCGUGGAUUCCUCUUCAACAUUGUGACUUGUGCAAACUACACAACUGAGAUCUAUCAGUGGCUGGGCUUCAAUAUUGCGACACAAACUGUAGCAGGUAUCGUUUUCAUGGUGGUAGCGGCUGCCAUAAUGACAAACUGGGCCCUUGCCAAGCACCGUCGUCUAAAGAAGCUGUUUGAUGGGAAAGAUGGACGGCCUAAAUAUCCCCGGAGAUGGGUGAUACUGCCCCCGUUCCUGUAGAAGCGACAGCCCUCGGGUUUACUUCUUAUCUAGCAAAACGAUCUACGAUGUUGCCUGUUGAAGCUAGCAGAUUCUUGUAGCCACGAGUUUUCAUUUAUGUAGAAGAUGGAUUUGUUAUUCUAUCAUUUUCUGCUACUCUGCUAUAGCUUGUUGUGCCCCUUUAUUCCUAAAAAACUAGAGGAAAAAACAAUGAUCUAGAUAUCUUUCUUUUAAUGGUAUUGUCUACUUUUUGUUC
Salvia hispanica is the source of this 1290-nucleotide messenger RNA. RefSeq names its product very-long-chain enoyl-CoA reductase. Gene Ontology annotation, biological process: very long-chain fatty acid biosynthetic process. The record is from RefSeq and is a predicted model, not a curated record. NCBI's taxonomy places the organism in Eukaryota, Viridiplantae, Streptophyta, Magnoliopsida, Lamiales, Lamiaceae. Gene Ontology annotation, molecular function: oxidoreductase activity, acting on the CH-CH group of donors.